This is a messenger RNA of Epithele typhae, 1182 nucleotides long. RefSeq lists its product as uncharacterized. NCBI's taxonomy places the organism in Eukaryota, Fungi, Basidiomycota, Agaricomycetes, Polyporales, Epitheliaceae. The transcript is spliced from 2 exons. The coding region runs from base 1 to 1182 and encodes 393 amino acids. The record is from RefSeq and is a predicted model, not a curated record.
AUGAUCUCCCUUACGCCCCAUCACCUGCGCCAGCUGCUAGACGACUGGAGAACGCUUCCACCUCCCAUUCCAGAGUUACAACUGCCACACCGCAUUAAUGCCCAUCCCAUACCUAAGCAGCCGACAGGGCUUCCCCACAGCUUCUUGGGAGUCAUUUUCUCCACAAACGAAUCCCCAUACGGACUCUGGGUUCGAGACCAGCUGUACAACUCUCUCGUCACCCAGCUUGAUCUUUGUCACAACGAUCACACCCUCGAGGAGUACAUCGUCGCACAUGUGUCGGUUGCUCUCAAGGAUCUCCCACCCGCAUUCCACAGUAAUUUCCCGUGGACGGCCCGCCUAUUAACCCCUUCACCCCUCAUACCUAUGGGCUACAUCGAGCUCCGACCCCUCCUUCCCAGCACGAUGAUCAUUCCCAAUCACGACCCCGGUCCCCUUCACCUGAUGGGAGACGACCAGGUCAAGGUUCGAGGUGCAAGCUACCGCCCACACGAUGGCCACUGUAGAGUUCUCCGAUCCAGCGUGAGGGCCCCACACGGACAGCCCGUAUCGCUUUUGCAGCUCGUCGCGGCGAUGGCAGUUGUGCACAACAUGCACCAAGCGUCCGUCCAAGGCACCUAUAGCGACGGUUGCACACCGCGACCCGGAAGGGCCACCCCCAUCGCCGACAGGGGCCCCGUCUCGAGUACCGCGUACGCGGCCGCGCCGUCGUCUCCAACACGAGCCGAAAUCAUGCGGCACCUCUUCAGCCCCGGCACCGGCUCAUCGAUCGCGGCGGUUCCGUCGGAGAAGCACGCUGCGACGCAGUCCAAGGAUUGGGAGGAGAACAGCCUGGUCGUCGAACACCUGCCCAGGCUUAGGCGCAUGCACAUCCACCUCGUCGCGUUGUGGAAGAACCUCCGGGACGCUACGGUCACGUCCUUCCCCACAAGGUCCGUCUUCUAUAGGUUGGAGACGUGCUAUAAGGACGGGAUGUGCAUAUCGCCGCUACGCCGGGCGACUCUGGAGCUGGAGGUGUUGAUAGCGGGAGAGAAAGCAUGGGAGGCGGGUUUGAAGGAGGGCGGAGUGGAGGAGGCGCGGAAGCGAUGGGUUGAGGCAAGAGAGAGGGUCAUAGCCACUCUCAGGAGGAGACUUGAAGAAGGCUGCGUGGAGGAGUGGGAGAAACUUGAUUGGGGAGUUUAA